AUGAUGAAUGGCCGGAAUAUGAAUGCUGUAGCAAUGGUGCCCCUGGAAGGCUGGAAACAGCCAACAUAUGGGGUCAGUUUAAACCGUAAGGGUCAUGAAGUAUCCCCAGAAAAGUAUGGCAUUGAAAGAGCUACAGAGAGUGUAGAUGCAGCGGCGGCAGCGGCGACGGAGGCACUACACAAGCGUAGGAGAGAAGUGGAGGAAGAUGACGUGGUGGGCUUUGUUGAUGACACAUCGACACUAGUAAAGAAACUUACUGAAGGCGAUCGCAAGUGUGAUGUCAUUUCGAUCAUUGGAAUGGGAGGUCUGGGGAAGACAACUCUUGCCCGGAAAAUCUACAAUAAUGUUGGCGUCAAGAGGCACUUUGAGUGUCGUGCAUGGGUGUAUGUAUCUCAAGAUUUCAGAAUUAGAGAGCUAUUGCUUAAAAUUUUGAAAGAGAUGCAAAUACGGGAGCAGUGGAAAAUUUUAGAAGACAUGGGUGUAGACGAAUUAAAAGGGAAGUUGUUCAAAUGCUUGCUAAGAAAGAGGUACCUAAUAGUCAUGGACGACAUUUGGAAUACUGAAGUUUGGGAUGAAGUAAGAUCAGCUUUUCCUGAUGACUUGAAUGGAAGCAGAAUAUUGAUCACCAGCCGCAUAAAUGAAGUAGCUUCACAUGCAAGCUCUGCUCCUCCCUACUUUCUCCCAUUUCUUGACAAAGACGAAAGUUGGGAGCUCUUUAGUAAGAAAGUGUUUCGGGGAAGAACAUGUCCUCCCGAGUUAGAAACUCUAGGGAGAAAAAUCGCAGAAGAUUGUUGUGGCUUACCACUUUCCAUUGUGGUUUUAGGAGGCCUUUUAGCAAAUAGAGAUAAGACAUCCCGAGAAUGGUCCAAAUUAAUUGGCCAUGUAAAUUGGUACCUUACUGAGGCUAAUCCAAUCUGCAAAGACAUUUUGGCCUUAAGCUACACCAACCUACCUCGACGCUUGCAACCAUGCUUUUUGUAUUUUGGUGUGUACCCGGAAGACUUUGAGAUCCCUGCAAGGCAAUUGAUCCACCUAUGGACAGCCGAGGGAUUCAUACAGCACACUAGCAAUAGAAGCAAAGAGGAUGUUGCCGAGGACUACUUGGGGGAGCUCAUUGAUCGAAGCUUGAUCCAAGUGAGUAGGAGGGCGACAGAUGGAGGCAUAAAGAAAUGUCGUAUUCAUGAUCUUCUGCGAGACUUCUGCAUAUCCGAGAGUAAGGAAGACAAAUUUCUUGAGCUACUUAGAGCCGGUAACCUUUCAUUCCCCAUCAAACCUCGUAGACUAUCCUUCCAUGGUGAUGGUAGUUUUCCUGUAUACAAUGUCCUAAACUUCUUUGAUCCUCCGUGUGCUCGUUCUUUGUUGUUCUUUGGCGAUGCCGGAGAUAGAGACUUGAACUUGUUUGUUAAAAACUUCGAGUUGAUUCGGGUGCUUAAUUUGGAGUGUAUAGUACUCCACUCCAUUCCCAAAAGCAUUGAAACAAUGAUCCACUUGAGGUACUUGAGGAUUGAAUUAUCUGCGUCAGCAAGUUUUUUUCUUGAUUCCCUUGGUAACCUUAGGAAUCUAGAAACACUUGUCAUGGAGCUUGGACAUGUUGCAUUUGAUUGUCCAGUAAGCAGCGUAAACGGGAUAUUUAUGCUGCAGAGUUUAAGGAAUCUGUAUCUGGAAGAGUUCCGGCUGUUGCCUUACCAUUUGGAUGAAGUUCUAUGGAACCUCCAAGUCCUUUCCACUUCAAUAUCUUGGUAUGUUAAAGAGCAAGCUUUUACUGUCGCACUGGACAAGUUUCCUUGUGUUAGGGAACUAACUAUACGAUUUAUAAACAAAUACGGUAACGUUAAUUUUGAAGAAAGCGAAAGAGCAGUAGAAUUGUUGGAACGCCUUCACCAGUUAGGUUGUCUUCAAAAAUUGAAAAUGAGGGAAUUCCCAAUACUUCCUAGUGAUUUGAUUUCAUUUCCAUUGACAAUCACUCAACUAACCUUAAGAAAUGUUGGGUUAGCAGAAGGUGGCGGCAUGACAGUGCUGGGAAAGCUUCCCAAUCUUCGGAUACUGAAAAUAAAAAGCUGUGCUAUUAGUAAUCUGCACGUCUUUGGGGAUUCAUUUCCUAGACUCGAAGUCCUUAAAUUGCGAAGGUUGGAUUACUUUGAAGAAUGGAAACAAGAGGAAGGUGCAAUGCCAUGCCUUAGAUAUUUGGUUAUCAGCAAAUGCCGUAAGUUGACCAUACUCCCUCCGGAACUUUGGAGUUUGACUACCUUGCAAAAGGUGGAGGUGUCAAGCCCCAACCCAAAAUUGGAAAAGAUGCUUCAAAAAUUGCAGAGGACGGUUAGCUGUAAGCUAGUGAUCGGUUCGUCCAGCAUCUGAUUACUGAUUCGUGGGUUCAAGUAAUGAUAUCAUCCACUUUGCAGCAUAUGUAGGAUUCUGCUACAAGAAGGAGAAGAGACCAAAUAGAGCUAAUUAAGA
Molecule: messenger RNA, 2454 nt
Organism: Corylus avellana
Lineage: Eukaryota; Viridiplantae; Streptophyta; Magnoliopsida; Fagales; Betulaceae
Product: putative disease resistance RPP13-like protein 3
Biological process (GO): defense response to other organism
Molecular function (GO): ADP binding
Source: RefSeq, a predicted model, not a curated record